GGGAUCAUCGACGAGCCGCACUGCCAGUGGAUCGCCGAGCAGCUGGACGAGGGUGAGCCGCGCGCCGAGGGAUCGAAGCAUGGCGGGGUCGGCGGCUGGUGGCGAGAGUCGGAAAGGAGGGCCGAAGAGGAGCGGGGGCAGCCGCCCAAGGCUGGCCCACGCGGCUGCAAGCGGCUGUACCUCAACGACAACGAGAUCACCGGCGUCGGCAUCCGGUACAUCGCCGACGCGCUCAAGCGCAACCGCACCCUAGAGGAGCUGUACCUGCACUACACCGACAUUGGAGACGACGGGCUGCGCGAGCUGCUCCUCAUGCUGCAGGCGAGAUGA
This is a messenger RNA of Emiliania huxleyi CCMP1516, 330 nucleotides long. RefSeq lists its product as hypothetical. The record is from RefSeq and is a predicted model, not a curated record. NCBI's taxonomy places the organism in Eukaryota, Haptophyta, Isochrysidales, Noelaerhabdaceae. Gene Ontology annotation, molecular function: protein binding. The transcript has a single exon. The annotation marks the transcript as partial.